Formica exsecta is the source of this 7368-nucleotide messenger RNA. Its product is annotated as inositol hexakisphosphate and diphosphoinositol-pentakisphosphate kinase 2. Gene Ontology annotation, molecular function: diphosphoinositol pentakisphosphate kinase activity; 5-diphosphoinositol pentakisphosphate 1-kinase activity; inositol hexakisphosphate kinase activity. Bases 743 to 5908 code for a protein of 1721 amino acids. The transcript has 31 exons. Gene Ontology annotation, cellular component: cytosol. Gene Ontology annotation, biological process: inositol phosphate biosynthetic process; inositol metabolic process. The record is from RefSeq and is a predicted model, not a curated record. Lineage: Eukaryota; Metazoa; Arthropoda; Insecta; Hymenoptera; Formicidae.
AUUUGAGAUUAUCUAUACAAUUUAUUAGUACAAAUCAAUAUAAAACGACAUGGAAUACUAUACAAUAUAUUGUACAUUACAUAUAUAAAUAAACUGACUGUAAUUCUACUAUUUUCCUAUUUGAAUUUUUCGAUUUACCACCUCUAUAUUUUCAAGAUGCGUUCUGUUUGACACUACGAAAAUUUCUAAGCGUUUGAUUAUUUAGGAGCGUGAUCUCGGCAAAAAGGUCUUAUGUCUUGAUUGGUCAAUUAAAUGUUUCAAAAUUUCUGUAGCAUCGAACGGAACGCCAGAGAAAUCAAAUAUAGAGGAUUUGUGCGCAUGCUAUGUAUACAAAAUUAAUGACGCAUGCGUGGAAAAAUCCCACGAUCGAGGAACAUCGCUUCGAGAUUCGAUCUUGACACAUGUCACGUAAAGUGAGAUCGACGUCACAUGGAGACGCAAAUUCAAACGUCUUUGCAAUCGUGAUACCGGAUCACGUAUUUCGUGUCAUAUUACAAGUCUCGCGCGAGCACUGAUAUCGCGAAUCGCAUUUCCAUCUUGAUCUGUAAUUUAUAAACAUCGAUGCGCAUAGGCUUUGUUACAGCUUGUUAGACGAGGCCCGAGUCAUAUAAGCCAUCAUUAAACGGACGCGUCUUGAAAGAGAUUGAAGAAAAUCAGCUGGGACAAAAAACUUUGUGCAAGAUAUCAUCUAAUACAAGCACACACGAAACAGGUGUUUCUUUAUCAAUGAAAUUGAUCUGACAUGUCUUACACUGAACUGGAACAUGGUUAUCAGGGCCUCAGGAAUGCAAGCAGACCAAUGUUCUACAUAGGAGAUAUAAAUACAGUGCAACCAUCUGUUAUUUCCUCAAUCUAUCGCUCAUCGAAAAGGCCGGAACUGCCAGAAGGGUGCACUCAAGAUGAUGCUUAUAUGGGUGGUAGCGAUGUGGAAGGAGAAGGAAAACAAGUUUUGGUUGGAAUAUGUGCAAUGGCGAAGAAAUCGCAGAGUAAACCGAUGAAAGAGAUUUUAACAAGGCUUGAGGAAUUCGAGUAUAUAAAAAUUAUUGUUUUUCCGGAAGAAGUGAUAUUGAAGGAACCUGUAGAAGAUUGGCCUAUAGUUGACUGCUUGAUAAGUUUCCAUAGUAAAGGUUUCCCUCUUGAUAAAGCUAUUAAUUAUGCGAGUUUACGUAAACCGUUUAUUAUUAAUAACCUUCCAAUGCAGUAUGACAUUCAGGAUCGAAGAAGAGUUUAUGCUAUACUGGAGAGCGAGGGUAUCGAAAUUCCACGGUAUGCCGUUCUUGAUCGAGAUUCGCCAGAUCCGAAACAGCACGAAUUGGUAGAAUCAGAAGAUCAUGUAGAAGUGAACGGUAUUACUUUCAACAAACCAUUUGUGGAAAAGCCAGUAUCCGCCGAAGAUCAUAAUAUAUAUAUUUAUUACCCUACUUCCGCUGGUGGGGGCAGUCAGAGAUUAUUUAGAAAGAUAGGUAGUCGUAGUAGCGUAUAUUCACCAGAAUCUCGCGUUCGUAAGAGUGGAUCUUAUAUCUAUGAAGAUUUUAUGCCUACCGAUGGUACUGAUGUUAAAGUUUAUACCGUGGGACCUGAUUACGCUCACGCCGAGGCAAGAAAAAGUCCGGCUCUAGACGGAAAAGUUGAGAGAGAUUCGGAGGGCAAGGAGAUUCGUUAUCCAGUGAUAUUAAGCAACGCCGAAAAACUUAUUAGUAGGAAAGUAUGUAUGGCCUUCAAGCAAACGGUUUGCGGUUUCGAUUUAUUACGAGCGAACGGUCAGUCGUUUGUGUGUGACGUAAAUGGAUUUAGUUUUGUAAAGAACUCGAAUAAGUAUUAUGAUGACUGUGCCAAGAUUUUGGGAAAUAUGAUACUAAGAGAAUUGGCUCCUACAUUACACAUUCCAUGGAGUGUUCCUUUCCAAUUGGAUGAUCCUCCUAUUGUCCCAACCACAUUUGGUAAAAUGAUGGAAUUGCGCUGUGUGGUAGCAGUUAUUAGACAUGGUGAUAGAACUCCAAAGCAGAAAAUGAAAGUAGAAGUGCGUCAUCCAAAAUUUUUUGAGAUAUUUGCAAAGUAUGAUGGUUACAAGCAUGGCCAUGUUAAGUUAAAGCGACCCAAGCAGUUGCAAGAGAUUCUUGACACAGCUCGUAGUUUAUUAACAGAAAUACAGCAUCGUGCAGCGGGACCCGAGCUAGAAGAGAAGCAAGGGAAAUUGGAACAACUCAAGAGUGUCUUGGAAAUGUAUGGACAUUUUUCUGGCAUAAAUCGUAAAGUACAGCUAAAAUAUCAGCCGCGAGGACGACCGCGAGGAAGUUCCUCCGACGACGGUAGCGAUCUUAAUCGACUAGGAGAACCGUCCCUCGUUCUAAUAUUGAAGUGGGGCGGAGAAUUGACGCCGGCUGGACGUAUUCAAGCGGAAGAGCUGGGACGUAUAUUUCGCUGCAUGUACCCAGGUGGUCAAGGUAGACACCUUAGUGAGGAAGAAUCAGAGAUGUUACCAAACUACGGUGAAUAUGCAGGUGCGCAAGGAUUGGGUUUGUUACGUCUGCAUUCCACAUUUCGUCACGAUUUGAAGAUUUAUGCUAGCGACGAGGGACGCGUUCAAAUGACUGCGGCAGCUUUUGCAAAAGGAUUGCUCGCAUUAGAAGGAGAGCUAACGCCCAUUCUCGUACAAAUGGUGAAAAGCGCAAAUACCAACGGCCUUCUGGACAACGAUUGCGAUAGCAGUAAAUAUCAGAAUAUGGUAAAAACGCGUUUGCACGAACUGCUUCAACAGGACCGGGAAUUCACCCGCGAAGAUCGCGAACAGAUCAAUCCGGGAAACGCGUUGAGCAUCAACGCCGCUUUAGAUCUCGUCAAGAAUCCAGUCCGAUGUUGCCAACAUGUUCACAUUCUCAUUCAAAAGCUUCUGGAUAUUGUACGAAUUAAGAAGGAAGAUCCGAAGACGAAGGACACGAUACUUUAUCAUGGUGAAACGUGGGAAUUGAUGGGACGUCGCUGGGGAAAGAUCGAAAAAGAUUUCUGCACGAAAAACAAACGCUUCGACAUCUCCAAAAUUCCCGACAUCUACGAUUGUAUAAAGUAUGAUUUGCAGCAUAACAAUCAUACGUUGCAGUUCGAACACGCGGAAGAAUUGUACACGUACGCUAAAUCUUUAGCCGAUGUAGUAAUUCCUCAGGAAUAUGGUCUGACGGUACAAGAGAAAUUAACCAUUGGCCAAGGUAUAUGCACGCCCUUGUUGAAGAAGAUACGAGCAGAUUUGCAACGAAAUAUUGAAGAAUCUGAAGAGACCGUCAAUAGGCUUAACCCUAGAUAUUCCCAUGGUGUUUCGAGUCCUGGACGCCAUGUACGUACAAGGCUAUAUUUCACGAGUGAGAGUCACGUACAUUCUUUGCUUACCGUGUUGCGUUAUGGUGGUUUACUCGAUGUGGUGAAAGACGAACAAUGGCGACGCGCGAUGGAAUAUGUCAGCAUGGUCUCCGAGUUGAACUACAUGUCGCAAAUUGUCGUUAUGUUGUACGAGGAUCCGACCAAGGAUCCGAGCAGCGAAGAACGUUUCCACGUUGAGUUACAUUUUAGUCCUGGCGUUAAUUGUUGCGUACAGAAGAAUCUGCCGCCUGGCCCUGGUUUCAGACCACAUUCGCGCAACGAGAGCAGUCAUAAUAUAGGAGAAAGCGGUUCUGGCCAGGACACUAGUUCACAAUGUAGUACUCGGAUAGAGGAAGAGGAUGCGGAAUUGGGAAUUAUCGAGGAUGAUCUUGUAAAUCCUACAGCGCGAACUAAUACAUCUCCGCCGCUAAUGGAAACGGAUGCUACGGACUCUAUGUUGGACAGUCCGACGACCAGCCGUGCAAUUGACAUGAUGGACCUAGACCCGAAUAUGAUGGACGAACCGUACGAUAGUGGAUUCUUACAAAGCUCGGCUCCGAUUCCCAUCAGCGCUAGAACCGUGGCCGGACAUGAAGCCGCUAGGCUUGGUAGCCAGUUGGCAGCGAGUCAACGACAACGGCGAAGCAGGGAGGCGGGGACCAUCAUGGAACCGCGCGCGCGAAGCUACGAUCAUCAGCGGCAAGAGAAGCCCGAGAAAGCUGCGGACAAGCUGCAGUAUCAGAGCUUGGACGCGGUCAACAAGGAAGCCACAAAGCCGACUCCUUCGGUGGAAUCUCGACGCGACGAACUGCCGAGGAAACCGGUGUCCCUGUCGCAGUCGUACAGCUCGCCGGAGCUGCCGGUCUCGCCGAACGAAAGUUUCGCUUCCUCGUGCUCGCUUCAUAAUGCACGCGACGAUAAAGAGCCACCACCGGUCGUCCCUUGCUCGUUGCUCAAUCCGAUCCCCAGCAACGAGCGGACUGUCACCAGGUAUCGGAGUCUCGGCAGAAAAUACGAACGAUCAUACUCCGAGGUGACUUUGCUCUCGAGACCCUUCGAAUUCUACGACGCGCGACCUCGGAUCAUUCAACCUGAUCCUACCUGCACAGCACGGCGCCACCGACACAGUAUCUCCGGACAGAUGAGUUAUUUCAAGCUGUUGGGCUACAAUGUCAGCAAGAAGCUCACCGGCUCGGCUAACAGUCUCUUCAGCACUGCCGUGAUAAGUGGCUCAUCAAGCGCGCCGAAUCUCAAGGAUAUGGUGCCACCGCAUGCGUCCGCAGUCGCCGCGAUAGAAGGUUUCGGCGGGGUGCCGCCUAUCAGACCCCUGGAAACUUUGCACAACGCAUUGUCGCUACGUCAACUAGAUUCAUUUCUGGAGAUGAUGACGAUCGCGCCGUUGUACCGGACUCCGGCCUCGUCACCGCCCAAGUCAUCGCCGGCCGGAUCGACGCACGAGUCUCUCAAUCCACCCCUUGGCAACACCGGGAUCAUCCGCGAGUAUCACUCUUCGGAUACGGAAGCUGUCAGGUACAUUACGCCGGCUUCGAUACAGUAUAAGCCCGGGGAAGUGGAAGCGUGUGACAUCAGAAAUAUGCCAUCGCCUACCAGUCCGAACAGUAUAGGAUGGAGUAGCGAACCGCAAUCUUUUCUAUCUUCCGAGCCAUCAUCACCAGCGCCAACGUCGACAGGCGAAUGCAGUAUGUCUAUAAGCUUGAUCAGUAACGAGAGCGCUCAACUCUUUAUCCCGCCAAAAUUCUCCCCGACUUCUUGCCUGGACGUCGAUUUUAACGAAUUUUGUAUGCGUCUCGAUCAAGAGAAUCGAGAAAGUCGCGGCAGUGUCUCAUAUACGGAUUAUUAUAGUAACGAGGACGGUCAGAUACGCAAAAUCACGCAGAUGCCGCAAGUGAUGCAGUCAGGUGCCAGCAGCGCGCAACCGAAGCUUGUAUGUAGCGAUGAGUUUACCUGCGAAAAUAUCGACGACGAUGAAGAUCACACGCUAACCUUGAAACAAAGCGAGGAGCAAAAGAAACAAGACGUUAAAUCGAUAUUCGAGCAAAAAGAUAAUGUUAAUCCUGUGAAGCAGCAGCUAAGCGGCAGCUAUAAGAAAAUUGGACGCUUCCUAGUGGAAAGUACGGAUAUAUCGCACGCUGAUGUCAGAAUUAAGGAAACCGAUAAUGCUUCCGACAAAACAAAACUUACCACCCAAAAAUCUGAUUUUUCAAGCGCGGCAAGAUCUCCCGCGAGGAAGGAUUCCAAAAAAAGCAGCGGCUCGCACAACACUUGUCAGAAGCGGAAAAACUUCUCGCGCUCUCAAAGCGUCACGGCUCCAAAGUCCGUCGUGCCGAAACCUGAGCCGAGUUUUAGUUAUUCAAGACAGAGCUCUUUCUCGACCAUGUCGGACGCGGAUUUGGAAAACUGGAAAUUGAACAUAGAUUCGACACUGUCUUCGGAAAAGAGCCAACAAGAGGAACCUGUACUCACUGUAGCCAGCAGUCUCACGGAUAGCUCUAACAUAACCAUGGGCUUCGACAUUAAACAGGAAGAAAAGAAAUAAAUAUUCGGUAACAAAUUAAUGUACCGAUUUUUCUUUUCAUGUCCAUGAUAUUCGAUCUAUUCUUACAACGUAACAUCACGAUAUCAGACCUUUAGAAAAGAUAGUUUAUCUUUCCCAUAAACUACCAUGAGAAAGAUAUUAAAAUAUUAAAAAUAGCAUUUAGCACAGGACAAGAAAGUUAUUUUGGUGUUUUAUAGCAUUCUUUGUUAAGGCUGAUAAAAAUAGGCAAGCAAGACUUCAUUUAGAGUGAAUUAUACGAUAGUGACUUUAUCCGCCCACCCCUUCCCUUUUAUUUUUUAUUUUGUAUAGUAUUAUAAGAUGAGAUUUAUUAAAUUAAAUAAACAUUAUAUAUUAUUUCUGUUUUAAUUCGGAGAACAGUUAUUAAUUUUUGAAAUUGUGUUUUGUGACUUACAAAAAUAUUUUUUAUUUAUGCGGAUAAUAUAAUUACGUUGAUUGAUCUUUUCGUUAAAGAUAAAAAAUAAUGAGCAUGAAUAAUAAACAUUCGAUUUAAAAUUCUAUGGAUUUUAUAAAAAAAAUCAACAAAUUAUUUAACUGAUAACAACAAAAUUAACUUUUCAAUCUCAUAUUUUACCUGCAGCGCAUUCUGUUUUAAUUUCUAAUUAUGAUUUAACCAUUUUAUAUAAUGCAUAUAUUUUAACGUAAAGAUAAUUCUUUACAAGUAUUUACUCUAAAAAGAAUUGAAAGUCAUGAAUUUUUAAUCAACAAAUAACAUAGAUUGACGAUGCAAGUUUGAUUGCUUAUGAUUUUAAUAAAAAUCUUAAGCAGAUAAUGUUUUCUGGAACAAUAUUUUUGAUUAGGAUCAUCGCUGUUGACUGUGAACCAUCGUAAUUACGCAUAGAAUUAUCUCUUCUUCUGAAGAGAUUAUUGCAGAUGUACAAAUGCUCUAAUAAUGUAGAUAAAUAUGGCGAUUAUGUGAUAGAUGUGCUUCAAUUAAAUAUAAGGAAUAUAUCACUAGUAUUUCAGGAUAUUAGAAUAUAUAUCUAUAAAGGAAAAGAUACAGAGAAAAAGAAAUAUGUGAUUACCAAUAUUACUAAAGAUAGAGAAAGAUGUGUAAAAAUGUAUACUUACUGGAUAUAGCAUGUUCUUAUUUAAAAAAUUAAAAGAUCCCUGUUACAAUAACACUAAUUAAUAAUACUGAUGUAAAUUAAUAGUCAGAUGCUUGAAGUUACCGAAGUUGUAGGAGAAUUUUCCGAGCCAAAGAAUACCUCGGUUAAGCAAUAUAGUAUUGUUUGAUGUUACACGAAAAAAAAAUCGUGUACUGAUAUACUUGAUAUAUGAUUUCAAAUAAUAAAUUAACAAAGAGAAUAUAUAAUAGGAACUAUAUGUAGAUAUUAAUACGUGUAAAAUAGAGAUACAAAAUAUACGUAGGUGUAUACUCAUACAUAACACAUACAUAUCUAUAUUACACAAAUGUUUUAAUAAAAUAAUUCAGAAUGAAA